This is a messenger RNA of Magallana angulata, 534 nucleotides long. RefSeq lists its product as uncharacterized. Bases 88 to 534 code for a protein of 148 amino acids. The transcript is spliced from 2 exons. The record is from RefSeq and is a predicted model, not a curated record. Lineage: Eukaryota; Metazoa; Mollusca; Bivalvia; Ostreida; Ostreidae.
CAAUUAAUGUUUUAAUUUCUAUGUUGUUUUUCUUUUUGUUAUUAAUUUCAGGUUGCAAGAGCUGUAAGCAUUGUACAACGCUUGCCAAUGUUCAGUGCCAACAUUGAUUCUGAUUCACCUGCCUCAGAAUUGUUGAAAACAAUGACCAGUGAUCGAUACAAAGCAAAGUCUUUGUUUGAGGUAGAAAUCGACAUUUUCUUGGUGGGAAAAGGGGAGGAAGUAAAAGCAUCAAUUCAUGACUUCAAUGGAGAAAUUCAUUUAACGCAUCCGUUAAAUGAUGGCAAAUUUGUUCAGUACCAACGUGCUUUAGUCAGAGGGCAGAUGAUUCAUUCAAAAUCAUAUCGAAAGGUGACUCAGAGGAAUAGCUACACUACUCUGUAUAACAAUGAUGGUGAAGACCAGUUUGGUGAGGUGCUGUGUUUUGGUGUUAUCGAAGAUUUCUAUACCAAAAAUAGUCACAAUUAUACCUUUGUUCUACCUUUCCAUGAGGUUAACAUCAACAUUGUAAAGGACAACACAACAGGCAAAUGUUGA